CGUUCUUUAGCUAUUGCGAAUUCGAAGAAGCGAAGCGAUUAAUGGCGUUGGGGAGAAGAAUAGCUCACCGAUUCCUCGAUGGGGCGAAGGGCUACGCUGGGCAGAUUAGAUCCGGCGCCGGCGAUGUUGGGAAGGCAGCGCGAGGCUCUGUUUUCCGUGGGGUUUGUCCUGACUCCGGCGACCGUUGGAUACAGUGUCGGCCCGUUUUCCAGGCGGCGGUGCCGCCUGACAGGAUAUCGAUGCCUUUUGGUUUGAAUCUUUUUGAUCGGAUAUGGGGGCAGAAUGGUGAUCGUUUGAGGCGGGAGAUGGUGGCUUCACCGCCGCUGCUGUCGCCGACUGCUGGUGAGGAGGAAGAGGAGAAACGGGCUGCAAUGGGAAUGACGGUGAAGGAGGUAAGGAAAGUGCUUAAGGCGUCGCAGAUGGAGGUGGUGAGGUCGAGGUUGAGGGCGAUUCCGAAGAGCUUUGUGGCUACAUCGGAGUUCUUGCGAAUCUGUUGCGAGGUUUCGGGGGAGGAAAAGGGACCGGAGCUUGCGCGGUCUCUGGAUGAGUCCGCGGCGGUAAUUGUUAUCGGAAACGUCGUUUUUGUCAGGCCCGAUCAGGUAGCAAAAGCAAUCGAGCGCACAAUCCCCCUUGCUCUCUCCCCUCUAACUGACCGAAUGAAGGAGGAGCUAAGAAAGCUGGAACAGCAGAAGGCGACGAUCGACAAGCUCGCAGAGGCCAAAACAAGAAGGGAAUUAUGGUUUGGCCUAGCUUUCCUGGCCGCUCAAACCGCCGGGUUCAUGAGGCUAACGUUCUGGGAGCUUUCAUGGGACGUCAUGGAACCCAUCUGCUUCUACGUCACUUCCAUGUACUUCAUGGCCGGCUACGUCUUCUUCCUGAGGACUUCCACAGAACCUUCCUUCGAAGGUUUCUUCAAGAGUCGCUUUGCCACCAAGCAGAAGCGGCUCAUGAAGGCACGCAAUUUUGAUCUCGGCAGGUUUAAUGAACUCAAGGAAGCCUGUCGUUCAAGCGAGGCGCCUUCAGAAAUGGAGCUGGUGGCUUCUUCUUCCUGUAAGUAAUUACCCUUUCUCUUCUGCAAAGAAGGGAAGCCGAGUAUUCUUUUUGAUCUGCGGAUUGUUUUCUGUUACCGGAGUUCAACCAAUUAGGCCUGCAUUGGCUGAAAUAGGAGGAGCAAUUUUUUGUAUUGAUCAUCUUAUUAUCUACCAUUAGAACUAUAGAGUAUGAAGUUGGGGAAAUUUGAAGGAACGAUGUAGUAGAUAUAGGCAUUUUUCCUUAAAAAGAAACACUGUUACAGUACUUUUUUUUUAAAUUAAAAGUAUUAUUGCGGCGAUUAUCA
This is a messenger RNA of Dendrobium catenatum, 1336 nucleotides long. RefSeq names its product calcium uniporter protein 4, mitochondrial-like. Gene Ontology annotation, cellular component: mitochondrial inner membrane; uniplex complex. Bases 42 to 1058 code for a protein of 338 amino acids. Gene Ontology annotation, molecular function: uniporter activity; calcium channel activity. The record is from RefSeq and is a predicted model, not a curated record. NCBI's taxonomy places the organism in Eukaryota, Viridiplantae, Streptophyta, Magnoliopsida, Asparagales, Orchidaceae. The transcript has 2 exons. Gene Ontology annotation, biological process: mitochondrial calcium ion homeostasis; calcium import into the mitochondrion.